Branchiostoma floridae (Florida lancelet) is the source of this 2529-nucleotide messenger RNA. Its product is annotated as glycine cleavage system H protein-like. The transcript is spliced from 5 exons. The coding region runs from base 45 to 563 and encodes 172 amino acids. The record is from RefSeq and is a predicted model, not a curated record. Gene Ontology annotation, cellular component: mitochondrion; cytoplasm; glycine cleavage complex. Lineage: Eukaryota; Metazoa; Chordata; Leptocardii; Amphioxiformes; Branchiostomatidae. Gene Ontology annotation, biological process: glycine decarboxylation via glycine cleavage system; protein lipoylation.
CUGGGAAAAAAUUUCGAGUGCGCCAUUUUCUCGUCCGAACCAAGAUGGCGGCGGUCGCGAUGAGGUGCGCAAGGGGUCUGGCCUUUGGAGCCACAAAACUUCUUACUUCGACACAAACACCCACCUACUAUGGUGCCCAGACGUUCAGAAGGUUCAGCAGAACAGUCACGGCCUUCGAUUCAGUGAAGAAGUUUACUAAAGACCACGAGUGGAUAAGUAUGGAUGGAACCACUGGUACUAUUGGUAUCACCAACCAUGCACAGGAGAGCCUGGGUGAACUUGUGUAUGUGGACCUCCCAGAAGUAGGAAAAGAAGUGAGCAAAGGAGAGGAGUGUGGCACUGUGGAGAGUGUAAAAGCAGCUAGCGACCUGUUAGCCCCUGUUAGCGGAGUGUGCAUAGAAGUCAACAGCGCCUUGGAGGGAGCUCCUGAACUCAUCAAUAAGUCCCCCCACGAAGAAGGCUGGAUACUAAAGAUGAAGCUGAGCAAGCCAGAAGAGUUGGAGGAGUUGAUGGAUGAGGAGGCGUACCAGGCGUUUGUGAAGUCCGAGGAGCAGGAGUCUUAAGAGUCCUUCCUCCAGCAGUCAUCACGGUCUUCUGCUGUAAAGCCUGUCUAUCUAGGGGAGGGCAGGGUUGGACAAGUUUUCUAAAGUUCACUUGUCCUAUCGGGCAAGCACAUAAGAAAUUUACUUGCCCGAACAAAUGUUUCACUUGCCCAAAAUUCAAAUGUCACUGUUACUACUAAUACUGUAUGCAUUUUCACUUCCAGCAAUGGAAUUCUCUGUUGACCAUUGCUUGAUGUCAUGACAGUAAAAAGUAACAAGUAUAUCAAAAUUGUACUCUGACUCUGAGUCAAUAGAAAAAUCUUACUUGCCCGAUCGGGCAAGUAGGGUAGGCCCGAACAGCACUUUCACUUUGCACUUUCACUUGGACAAUAGGGCUAGUGGACUUGUCCAACCCUGGAGGGGGUGAAGGAAUAAAUGGUUAGGCUGCUACAGGGUAUCGCAGAAAAAAGGAUUUGUUGCCCGCAUAUUAGUCUCCUUAUAACAGGCUCUCUGGGCCUUUCUUUCUUAUUAUACACUUACAUAUCUGCCAGCCCGGCAGCACAAGCAACCUAGUACAAAAAGAAAUGACCAGCAAAAGCGUUUUAUGCCACAAACACACAAAAAGCCAAGAGAGCCUGCUAUGGAGGCUACCCAUUUAUAAAGUGUAUCAUUAUGAUAGCAAGUUUUUCAUAAUAUGCUUUCAAUUAAUCCUAGAUGACAUCAAUGUCUGUUAACAUUACCCCAAGACUAUUCCCCAGAAGAGACAGUUGCUAGAGUUGAGAGUUGAGUGCAGCCUUGAUUUGAAACCCAAAACAAACUGGGGCGCGCCCUUUAAACCGAUGAUUUUCUGUUGUGAAUGAUUGGAGAAAUGUGUUGGCAUUAUCAAUUGAAAGAAUAUUAUGUCUACUUGCUGAAAAACUUACUGUUAUAGUAAUGAUAUCUCUAUAAAGUCGGGCAUCCUUAUUUCUGUUAUACCCUGAGUAGUCGCGUAUUUUGGCUUCUUCCAAAGCUUGUCCCUCUACACAAACAAAGAUACCACAAGAACAUAUUAACAGGCCAAUGCUUUUUCGAAAAUAUUGAAAUGUAUCGCAGGCUAGAUUUGUAUCGUCCUGAAUAUAUUUACUGUCCAAUGGAAUGUUGAAGAUUCAUGCGUCAAUUUAGUCUGUCAUAAAAAGGUUCAAACUGUUUCUACUCCCUUACCCGAUCCUUUUGAAGGAAAGUCUUUGUUCAGCCCUCAAAGACCACAUUUUAUUUGUUUGGAUUUUGAAUAAAAAAGAACUGAUGGUCAAGAACAACACUCACGCUCUAAGUGGAGAGAGAGCAUUUGCCCCAGUACUUUGUUGGUCUUGUUAGAAUGCCUUUUCUGUAUUCCCCACCGACACACUUGCACUUGAAGGGGUAGAAAGCAUAAUAGGCCACCAACGAAUGGUACUUUUGGGAGCCUGUUGGGAGAAGUAAUGUGUUAUUAGGCAUUACUUCUAGUGUGCUACAGAUUGCUGAACACAAAGAUCGUUUUGUCGCUUUUGUCUGAAUGGCUACAUGUUUGAGUAGUAGCUAACAGCAAUAACCUCAUGCAAAAUGUAACCCAAGAUCAAGUUGGUGAUGGAAAUUUCAGCUUGUUUCGCUGGCAUUUGUUUGGCCGUAGUCUUCAGGCAGACCUUCCAGUGUCCUGUGUCUUGGCGGCAGUUAGAUUUUGCACUCAGAAGGUCUGCUUUGAGAGCAUCGGUCCAUACCAAUAUCUUUGCACACUGAUCAGUACGUAAUGGUACUACGGGAACUAUCAGAAAGUUGUGUUUGGGGCAUUAUGGUUAAUAUUGAAAAUCUUGAGGUUGAGGGAGUUAUUAAGUGUUUCAUUAUCGAUUUGAUAUUUGCACGCUCUAUCUUGUCUUACCCGAAAGAAUGGAUUAAUUAAGAAUUUAUUCCCUCCCCCUAAUCGAGGUCAAGAAAUACAAUAAAACACAGCAUCUGAUGUGUUGUAUCAUUGUAG